Messenger RNA from Phalaenopsis equestris, 350 nucleotides. RefSeq names its product probable gamma-secretase subunit PEN-2. Gene Ontology annotation, cellular component: gamma-secretase complex. The record is from RefSeq and is a predicted model, not a curated record. Lineage: Eukaryota; Viridiplantae; Streptophyta; Magnoliopsida; Asparagales; Orchidaceae.
GCAACUGUUUUCGGUCAUUUUCGAAAGCGCGGAAGUGAAGUCAGUUGUUAUGGAGAGAAGAGAGCAAGACGACGAUGAGGAGAGGCAACAAUCCGGUGCAUCGGACCGCUUGAUCCGCCGCAUCGUCACCUCAGGCGACGGUGGGGCUGUAAGCCACGGCGAUCCCGUUUUCUGGCCGACUGUUGACGGUCCGUUAGGUUUAUCAGAGGAGAGAUCCCUUGAAUACGCUCGAAGCUUCUUCAGGUGGGGAUUCUUUCUCCUCCCUUUCCUCUGGGCCGUCAACUGCUUUUAUUUCUGGCCCGUCCUCCGCAGUCGCUCCCCCUCCUCCUCCUUCCAACGGAUUCGCCCUU